ACUAGAUUUUCCUUUUUGAGGCCAUUGUCAGAUUGAAAAUAAGGGUCACUCUGUCCGACAUUUUUACUUUCCCAACUUACUUUUGUUUCUCCACUAUAAACCUUUCAUAGCUAAAUCAGUAAGCCUAUAUACGAAAUGAGUGGUAAAAGACCCAAUCCUAGUAGUGGGGAUGCAGAACCUUCGUCAGUCUCUACGCAACCUUCACGCCCGCCUUUAAAGAAAAGAUUUACGAGUACUUUUAAUAUACAACAACGACAACAGCAGCAACAACAAUUACAACAACAACAAGAAGAAGCGGCAGAAGCUGCAAGACAGAACAUGCAACAAUUACAAUCACAAGUGCUACCUACCACCUCUGUUUCUACAGUCUCAAUUGAGACACCAGACCUUCGCUCGCCCCAGAUCAGAUCAGAUUCCCGUAUUGACUUGACUCAACUUAACGUCAAAGAGCACUCUAAAGAUGAGCUGCUAAAACGUAUGCGAAUUGCAAAGGAGGAUGCAAAAGAAUUAGAAAAACAUUACGAUCUCAUUAAAGAAAAAUACUUUGAUAAAGAAGCACAACAAAGUCUGUACAGAAUAGAAUGGGGCCUGAUACAAGCAGAAAUUUUAUUUAUUGCUAAAAUAUUGAUUGCAGUAGAUAUUACACCACCUCCAGAUUUUCCAUUCAAACAACUCACCCUUGAGCAACAGAGAGAUUGGAAUUAUCGCAAUCAAACCGUCCUCAAAGAGCUAGGAACAAAAGCUCUCUCCGUACUAGAGACGUGGUGUCAACAAGCAGAAAGCACAGAUCGUAAAUUUCGUCAAGAAACAGACCUUCACCUAAAACAACUAUUGGUUUCUGACUGGCUCAAAUCAGAAAUUGAUUCCCUUCACAGUGCCUAUCAACGUGGACAGCAAGUCGUAACGGAGUUGGAGCAAGGAGUACAUAGCUUAUUAGAACAAACCAAUUUAGUUAAAGGCAAUAUACAACUAGUAACGACAGAAGUAGAAUCUUCAGUAGAGAGAUUGGAAGCUUGUAUAUCCGAGCUGGCAGCAGUGUGUAAACGACAAGAUAGAAAUCAGAGUAAACUAGUACAGGCAUUGAUGAAUGGAGAGUUGGGAGACACUGUGAAUCAACAGCAGCAACAACAGCAGCAGCCGACAAAUCAUACUGCUUCACCCACGGUUGAUUCGGAACAAUCAGAAACUGUACCUGCUACAACUUCGGCAGCAGAAUCAGUGCAGCCUCCUUCUACCACUGAUGAUCAAGCUAUCAAAGCGCAACUAGAAGAACAUAAACUUAUCAUAUCAACCCGUGAAAAAGAAUUCGACGACCUUAAACGUGAUCGGCAGCUUCUCUUAAGAGAAGAAGAACGACUUGUUGGCAUGUUUAUGAUGACUGAAGACCGUUUAGCCGAAACCGAAUAUGUGAAAACCCUCAGACUCUCUAUUGAACACUAUCGAGAUCGUUGUUAUCAUUUGGAGCAGAAACGUGGGGAAUUAGAAAAGGAAAUAGAUAAAAUAUCAGCUUCACGACAGCAAAUGAUUGAACAGGUCAAAUCUGAGAAAGUAGCUCAAGGGAUGACAAUAGAAUCAGAAAUGAAACGGUUAGAAGGUGAUUUGAAUCGUAUCAAAGGGCAAAGAGAUCAUUUUCAAGUGUUGGUAGAAGAUCAGAAGAUGAAAGAGAAUCGAGAAAAUGAAGCUCAGGAAAAGAUUCAAUCUCUUGCAGAACAAGGAAAGCAAAGAGUUGAUAUGCUUAAAGCAAGAAUUGAGAAAUUAAGGGAGGAAGAGAAACUGGCGAAUCCAUUUCAAGAAGAAGCAAAGAUCUUCACAGAGUUGAAGGAUAACAUAAACCACGUACAAAUGCUGCUAUCUAGUUUGCAACUAUUAGAAAGCCAAACGGCGCCCGAACUACGCGAGUCUACUCUAGCCUUGGAAAAGCAAAUUGAGCAAUGGAAAUCGAAUCCUUUACUGCGAUCGUACGAUUCUGUACUUGAAGAAACAAAAAAAUCACAAUUGGUGAUUGAUUUUCUAGAAAGCAAUGAAAGCCAAUUGUUGGAGGAAAUUGAUCGCGUAGCACGAAUCUAUAAUAAAUUAGAAGAACAGCAAAACAAGAAAGUUUUUGAUUUGGCCCCUAAACGGGAUCAAGCCUUGAAACUGCAAGCCGAGAAAUCAAAAUACGCACAGACAUUCCCUUCAUUAUUAGCAGCUAAGGAGAAGCAAAUCGCCGCUGUCGCAUCAUUACGUCUCACAAAGGAGAAGCAACAGGACUUAAUACGACAAUUGAUGGAUAAAGAGAAACCAUUAGAGUAUCAGGUGUAUGAAAAAGAAAAAGAAGUCCGUAAAUUGAAAAAGACCAUUGAAGAAGACCGUAUAGACUUGGAAGACAUCAAUCAUUUAUGUGAUGAUUAUCGCAUUUCUAUUGAGCAAAAUGAAGCGCUUUUAGCAGAGCUACAGAGAAUGUUACAAGAGAAGACAGAGCAAUUUGAGGAAGAACAGCGGUUGCAGGAACAGAUGGAAGAAGACUACGAUAAACUAAAACGAAAAUGGGAUAGAAUAUCACAAGGUGAAAAUCCAGCCGAACAACAACUAAUAGAUGAAUGUGAAGAACUUAGGGCUCUACUGAAAUGCAGUACGUGUCGACAGCGCUUUAGAACUCAUAUUUUAGAUCGCUGUAUGCAUACAUUCUGUAAAAACUGUAUCGAUGCUCGCUUAGAAACUCGACAAAGAAGGUGCCCGACGUGUGGUGAGCCAUUUGGUGCCAGCAAUGUCAAAAAUUUUUACCUAUAAAUCAAUAAUCAAGCAAAACCCAUCCUCCAUUCUUUUGUGUAUAGUCCUCAUUUCUCAGCAAACAUAUUUAUAUUUCUUUUACUACUCUAUUCAUAUACAGUAUCGCUAGUACGUUAAUUGUAAUAAAGAUAUCCCGUC
Mycotypha africana is the source of this 2907-nucleotide messenger RNA. RefSeq lists its product as uncharacterized. The coding region runs from base 136 to 2769 and encodes 877 amino acids. The transcript has 9 exons. Gene Ontology annotation, molecular function: metal ion binding; ubiquitin protein ligase activity. The record is from RefSeq and is a predicted model, not a curated record. NCBI's taxonomy places the organism in Eukaryota, Fungi, Mucoromycota, Mucoromycetes, Mucorales, Mycotyphaceae. Gene Ontology annotation, cellular component: nucleus; HULC complex.